Molecule: messenger RNA, 2145 nt
Organism: Cinclus cinclus
Lineage: Eukaryota; Metazoa; Chordata; Aves; Passeriformes; Cinclidae
Gene: GUCY1A2
Product: guanylate cyclase 1 soluble subunit alpha 2
Exons: 8
Coding region: 1-2145 (714 amino acids)
Biological process (GO): response to oxygen levels; cGMP biosynthetic process
Cellular component (GO): guanylate cyclase complex, soluble
Molecular function (GO): heme binding; guanylate cyclase activity
Source: RefSeq, a predicted model, not a curated record
AUGUCCCGCCGCAAGAUCUCGUCAGAGUCCUUCAGCUCGCUGGGCUCGGACUGCCCGGAGACGAGCCCCGAGGAGGAGGGCGAGUGUCCCCUGUCCCGCCUCUGCUGGAACGGCAGCCGCAGCCCCCCCGGCCCCGCCGACACCCCCUCCGCCGCCGCGACCAGCGCCGGGGCGCGCCGCGCUCCGCGCCGCCGGCGGGUCAACCUGGACUCUCUGGGCGAGAGCAUCCGCCGGCUGACGGCCCCCGCGCCUCAGACCAUUCGGCAGACUCUUCAAAAGACACUGCAGUAUUUUGAGCAUCAAGUUAUUGGUUACAGAGAUGCAGAGAAGAAUUUUCACAAUAUAUCAAACAGAUGCUCCUAUACAGACUGGUCUAGUAAUGAAGAAACUGAAGAUGUCUCAGGAAUUCUCCAGUGUACGGCUAAUGUACUUGGUCUGAAGUUUGAGGAAAUGCAAGAAAAAUUUGGGGAGGAAUUCUUCAAUAUCUGCUUUGACGAGAAUGAAAGAGUUCUUCGAGCUGUAGGUGGGACCCUUCAAGACUUCUUCAAUGGCUUUGAUGCUUUGCUGGAGCAUAUUAGAACUUCAUUUGGAAGACAGGCCACCCUGGAAUCUCCUUCUUUCCUAUGCAAAGAACUCCCUGAAGGCAAUCUCAUGCUUCAUUAUUUUCACCCACAUCAGAUUGUGGGAUUUGCAAUGACAGGAAUGAUAAAAGCAGCAGCAAAGAAGAUUUACCGCUUGGAAGUGGAAGUAGAACAGGUCACAAAUGAUAAGUUGUGUUCAGAGGGGACAAACCCAGGUAACUGCAGUUGUUUAACUUUCCUUAUCAAAGAACAUGAAAAUGCAAAUACCACAAAGGCACUUCCACCAGGAACUUCCCAGUCCCCCUUAGACCUGAGGAUUAGUAUCAGCACCUUCUGCAGAGCCUUCCCUUUUCACCUGAUGUUUGAUCCAAACAUGCUGGUUCUCCAGCUUGGAGAAGGUCUUAGGAAGCAGCUCAGAUGUGACACUCAUAAAACCCUGAAAUUUCAAGACUGCUUUGACAUAGUCUCUCCUAAAAUCAGUGCCACAUUUGAACGAGUUCUCCUGAGGUUAUCUACACCCUUUGUCAUUCGGACCAAACUUGAGGAUGCUGACUCUGAAAGUAAAGAUAAGGUGAUGGAGAUUAAAGGACAAAUGAUUCAUGUUCCAGAAUCAAACUCGAUAUUGUUCUUGGGUUCCCCCUGUGUGGACAAGCUGGAUGAGCUGAUGGGCCGAGGCCUCCAUCUUUCAGACAUACCUAUCCAUGAUGCUACUCGUGAUGUCAUAUUGGUUGGGGAGCAAGCAAAGGCGCAGGAUGGUUUGAAAAAACGAAUGGAUAAGCUGAAGGCAACGCUAGAAUGUACACACCAAGCCCUGGAAGAGGAGAAAAAGAAGACAGUAGAUCUCCUUAUUUCUAUUUUCCCGGAAGAGGUGGCUCAGCAGCUGUGGCAGGGGCAGCAGGUCCAGGCCAGGAAGUUUGAUGAUGUCACCAUGCUCUUCUCGGACAUUGUUGGCUUCACUGCCAUCUGUGCUCAGUGCACGCCCAUGCAGGUCAUCAGCAUGCUCAACGAGCUCUACACGCGCUUCGACCACCAGUGUGGAUUCCUUGACAUCUACAAGGUGGAAACAAUCGGUGAUGCCUACUGUGUCGCAGCAGGGCUCCAUAAGAAAAGCCUUAGUCAUGCCAAAGCCAUUGCCCUGAUGGCACUGAAGAUGAUGGAGCUUUCAGAAGAGGUUCUUACUCCAGAUGGAAGCCCUAUUAAGAUGAGGAUAGGCAUUCACUCAGGUUCAGUGCUGGCUGGCGUCGUUGGUGUGAGAAUGCCGCGCUAUUGUCUCUUCGGGAACAACGUCACCCUGGCAAGCAAGUUUGAGUCAGGAAGUCACCCACGCCGCAUCAAUGUCAGUCCCACCACAUACCAGCUUUUGAAAAAGGAAGAAAAUUUUAUUUUUAUCCCUCGUUCCCGUGAAGAGCUUCCAGAAAACUUUCCAAAGGAAAUUCCUGGGAUCUGUUACUUCCUGGAGGUCAGAAGUGGUCAGAAGCCGCCAAAACCUUCCAUCACAUCUGCCAGAGUGAGAAAGGUGUCUUACAACAUUGGCACCAUGUUCCUCCGGGAGACUAGCCUAUGA